CAGCGCCUCAGUCAACCUGCAAUGUUUGUGUGUUUAUUUUUGGAAGGGACCAUCAGAUGGAUAGAGAGUGGACAUACCGCCCCCCAGUACUAGUGGGGGAGCGUGUAGUUUGGCUAGGUGGGUCGGCGGGACUCGGGGUACGAGACCCUUGCGAGUAUGGUCCCCAUCAUGGUACUGUCAGCUGGAUUGGCAGAGUUCCGGAGAUGGGCAAUAACUGGACUGUUGGAGUUCAUUUUGAGGUUGAUAUGGUCGGUGGCUGUGAUGGUUCCUGGAAUGGGCGUCAGUUGUUUACCUGUCCGUGCACAAGAGGCCUCUUCCUACCUGUACUGUCACUUAUCAAAGAAAAGGAAUUUUAUGGCAGUAAACACACAACUUCUGUCGGGGUUUCAUCAAGUCAAAUAAAAACAACAACACCUUCCUCCUCUUCUUCAACCACAUCCUCAAGCUCAGACAUACCUCGAGCUACCUUUGACUUAAGCUUGGCACCAGAACCACCUCCACAAAAGGCAAGAGUGACUGCACCCUCCUCUGACAUCCACAGUAGGAAAUAUCUGAAGCAAAGUGGGGCUGAGGUGGAACCUUCAGGGAGGUCGGAUGUGGUUGGCAGAGGAAUGGGCAGUAGCAAGAUGUUGGAGCAACAUAACAAUGACAAGAGUGUAAAUUCCCUCUCUGUCAUGACUUCCUCCAUAUCUUCAUCCUCCACCACUGCUGCUACCACCUCCACAGUAUAUUCUUCUUCUAUCUACUCUUCCACGUGCACAAGUAAGAAGGAGCUACUAGCUGCGAGGCUUGUACAGAGUGGGGCUCAGGACACAUCUCAGGAAAACAAGAAUUUUAGCAACGAGGGAAAUGUGAAGAUGACAGCAAAGGGAUCUGUGAGGAGAACUGGACUGAGUGGAGUGGGCCGAGGGGGUAGUGAUGAGGACUGGCUUGAUGCCACGGCUUAUUUUGGGGAAACAAUGGUAAGAAAAUCAACACUCCCAUCUGGGGGCAGGUCGAGUGAGAUUUCGGAAAGAUUAGGGCAGAAUCGUCAACCCAGUGUGUCAACACCAUCAAGUCCAACACUUAAUGAUUAUCAAAGACACUAUGGAAAAAAGCUGAGUUCUUCAAGUACUUCAACAACAGCAAGUGAUGUGUCCAAGUACAUGAGUUCUCCUGGUAGGUAUUCCAUGGGUGAUAGACCCUAUCCUCUCAAGAGAGAGAAGACCUCUGGCUUCCUUAAUAUCUUCCGUUGGUUUAGAAAUAGAGACAAGAAGAAGAGAUCUACAUCAGUGGAUCGCAUGAGCAAUGCGAGUGGAGGGAGCGUGAACAGUCUGUCAAGUUCUACAAGUGGCUUUUCAUAUGUACCUAUCAUGAGAAGUAAAAGUGCUGACACUCAAAACAAGAUGAUUGCUUCAAAAAAUCAAAAUCAACCUAAAUUUGGUAUUACCCGGCGAUAUAAACUGUUUCAAAGGGACUCUUCACUUGGACGAACAAAUUCAAGCACCUCAAAUGAAGAGGGAGGCAGGAGACUCUCAGCAGUGAGUGCAUCUUCGGACACAUCGUCAAAACCAGAGUCUCGAGGGGCAACGAUGAGUCGCAAAAAGAGGCCAGCACCACAACCCCCUGGAUCACCAAAGAUGAGUGACACUGGCUCACUAAGAUCACAGAAAAGUUGUACAAGCCUACCAGCCAGGGAGCUGAGACCCAGUAUUACUUCAGAACAAAGUUCACCAAGUUCCAUUAGUCAAAUACCUGAAGGCAGGAGGCUGCAGAAAUCCAAGAGUGAAGGUGUAAUAUGUGCCAAAGCCAAGAGAAGAGCUCCACUUCCACCAGUUCAGACCACUGGAGGAUCAAACACACUAAAUAGUAAUAAAGAGAAUUUGUCACCACUCACAAAUGAUGGUCAGAAGAAACGCCAAGCCCCCAAUGUUCCUGCAGAGAAAAAGGAUCGACCAUUAAGCACUGUUUCCACUGGAAGCUAUCUGUCUCAGUCUCCAUCAUCAGCUUCCACCACACUGAAAUCUCAGAGCAGUAGUGGAGCAACCAGCAGUCAAUACUCUGCCGAGUCCAUCAGGCUGGAGAGUGGAUUUCUUCGGCAAGACAUCACUAAAUCUUCUUCAAGCCCAGCCAUUCCUGACACCAGUAAACUGACCCUGUCUCCUCGUCCUUGGUACAAGAGAAAGAAAAAUAGGGAUAAGGAGAACAGUAAAGACUCAAAAGCUACAAGUAAAAAAGAUAAAGUAUAUGACAGUUGGAUGCCCGAUAUCCAAUUUUCACGAAGUAAACUUAGUUUAAGUGGGACUUUCAGGAAGAGUAAAAGUUUUGAAUAUGGUGAUGAAAAUACACAAAAGAAAUCAAAAGAUGAUGAUAAGAAAGAAAAGAGAAAAUCUCAGGUAUCGUUGCUGGCAAAUAUAAGUGAGCUUGAUCGGGCAGCUACAGAGCAGAUGCAGCGAGAACUGGAGCAACGGAAAGCUCAAAAGAAAACGUACGAUAACAAGUUUUAUAAGACCAGUGAGCCUCAUAUACUUACUCAGACAGACUUCCUGCCAAGAACCAAAGACAGAGGUAGAGUUGAAAAUUUUGAUAUGAAUACUGUGAGUUCUUCUGGGACUGCCACUCUUGGCUCAUCAACAAGUGACAGAAUAGAAGUUGGAGAACAUGGACUACCAAAUUCCCAGAAUGGUAUUUAUGAUAAUCUUAGUGAUUCAGGUCUUGACUUAACUCUACCUCAGAGCUAUUCAAAACAUGCAACACUAAGAAUUGAAGAAAAAGAAGGCAACUUUCGCCAUUCCAUUGGAGGUAAGUUGAUUGCUUCUGAUGCUCUUCAGUUUGGUUUAUCAGAAUCUCAUAAAGGGUCAAAUUCUCCAAAGACCAAGAGAGUCACCUCAAACCUCACUCAACCUUCCCAAGCUUCCCCAGAGUCAUCUCCACCUCCCACACGGGAAUCACCAAUGCGCAGAGCAGCGUUUGAUGCAGAAUUGUUUUAUCAGCUCGCUAAAGACACUCAUACUACUGCUGAGCCAAGGAGUAAAAAUUCUCCUGUACUUGUUGGAGUCCGAGAAACUCGAAAAAUGCCAUCAUAUGAGGAAGUUAGUGAGGAAGAGCUGGAUGAUGAUCCAAUAGUAGUUCCUAGUGAUUCUCCAGGUCAUUUUUGUAGACCGAAUAAAAAUUUUGGUCUUCGUAUGAACAACUUCUUCUCGCCAGAUGUUUCCACCAUUAUUGAAGCCUCCGAGUCCAUGACAUCAAGUGCCACCACUCCAGCUGAUGAUAUUUAUGAAGACCUUCCAGUACCCUCAUCCAUCAAUGGAAGAAGGAGGGAAUCUGUUCAUGAUGAGGCAAACAGUGAGGCUAAUUAUGAAUUUCGUUUAAAUUCGACAAAUGCUCGGGAAAUCAUGCAAGAGUUGGCGGAUGUAAGACAUGAAAUACAAAAAAUUAAUGAAGAAGAAGAAGAAGCAGCGAAGAACAGAGAACAGAGAAAAUCAGAUAAAAUUCGUGAAGAGGUCCUGUCGUUGAGAGAGAGGAGUAACUUUGAAGUUUGGCAAAAUGCAAUUGGACAAACAGGAACCAGUAAUAUGGAUGUGGCUCCACCGCCUCCCAUUGAAUUGAAUGAAGGAGUUGAGCGUAAAUUGAAGUGGGUGUGUGAAGUUUGUACUCUGAUCAACCUGCCGUGGAGACUACAGUGUGAAGCGUGUAUGAAACGGAGACCUCUUCACCCCAAGCGGGUGGAUGAGGAUAACAAAUCUUUUACUUCAGAAUAUGUAAGUUCCCAACCAAGUAUCUCUGAUGAGAGUCCUGUGACAGUGAUCCAUGAUGAAAGUAAUGCAGAAGGUGCAAGAGAAGCAGUGGGUGGUGCAGAGGCUGCUGUGCCAGACACUGGCCAGCUUCCUGAUAAUGAUCAAAAAUCCCACCAUGACAAGAAGAAGAAGGAUAUCAACUGGGAAAGAGAGUUACAGAAAUAUUUCAGAACAUUUGAUGAGCAUGCCAAAGGUAUCAAUGAUACAAAAGAUCUUUCAGCAGCAAGCUCUGAAACCAAAAAAUCUACAACAGUUAAUGUUUCUGAAACUGAAGAAAGGUAUAGAAAACUUAAAAAAAGCUCACGGAAUGAAUCGAUGGUCAUGCCAGCCUGCAUUUCCAAAGAGGCUGAGGUUAGAGGUAAGGGUGCAAAGCCAAAGACAACAUUUUUUGGUACAGCUCAGGGUCCACCCGACACGUUCAUUCAUAACCCUGACUCUGAGAGAGAAAAUGAAUCAAAAACAUUAGAAUUUACUGUUAAGAAAUCUCAUAGCAAUGAAGGUUUAAAUAAAGAGCCAGAUAUGGACCAACUGAGAAGAGCUAGGCUUGCAAAAUUUGAAGGAAGUGGCUGUGAUGAGGAUGAACAACUGACUCAAGAUGAAGUCAUGCCAUCUGCUGUAAAGAAUGAAAAAAACUGCAAAAAAAAAUGUGGAGACAGGAAAAAAAAAAAUAAAAAAAUAAAAACUGAACUCGAAGAAGGUAGUAAAGAAGGACCAGGAAGAAACCAGGAUGAAAGUUCCCAGAGAGACCAACACUUAAUGCCUGAAGAAUCAGAUCACCAAGAUCAGGAAGAAGAUAAAACAUUUUACCACAAAAAUUACCGUAAACCACAAGUGCUAAAGCCAAGUGGUGCUGUACGUAAUGUAGUUAGUAUAUUUAACCAGUUUGAACAACUACAACAAGCAAAAAAAGAAAAGCCACAAGUAACACGCAGGAGAUCAUUUGGAAAUGUUGUAGGACGGACACAGAUUUUUGAACAGUUGAAUUCCGAAACAAAUAGUCCAGAAUUACCAAGAUCCAAUAGGGAAUGUAGAGAAUGUCUCAGACCACAGCCCAGAAGUGAUGUUCCAAGAGAUACUGAAGUAUUUUCAGCAGUUGCUAAAUUUGAUGAAAUGGCUGCCAUGGCAGAGUUAGACAAAAUUGAAAAACAAAGAAUGAGGAAAGAAGCAGCCAGGAGAAAACCAAGAUUAUCAGCAAUAUCCCGUUCAAAUUCAUUACAAAUUUCCAUAGACUCUGCCACCACCACCGCUGCUAGCAUCAGGCAACCUAUGAAUGGUGUUAACCACUUGAAUCACACUCCUACUACACAGCCAUACCCUCAACACAAUGGUAACAGAGAACAACUACAUGGAAAGCCCUCUUUUGAUUCCAAAUCAAAUUCCCAUCCCACAGACCUUUCUGAGGGAAUCAUCAAAGGAGGAGUUCUUUAUACAGAACAACGUAAACGCUCAAUGUCCAUUGGAUCAGGAACCUUCGAGUUAAUCCAGGCUAAAGAUUUUGAAACGAUUGAAGCUCAGCACAGUGAGUGCUCACCAACUGCUGAAAGUAGGAGCAUAACCAGUCCAGCCACCCCCUCACCAAUCACUGAGACAACAAGCAUCACCAGUCCAGCGAACCCACCAGCAGGAGCUGUAGUACCUCAAAUUAUUAUUGAACCCCAUGAAGACCAUAUAUCUCCUUCAUCCCAUUCUGAUAACUCAACACCUUUGGUGUCUGAGGUGGGGGUGAAGUGUGUGGGUCGGGGGCAAAUGGAAAAGAAAGAGGUUGAGAGACUGAGUCGACAGCUCACAGAGGCUGAUGGCAUUGCUACAUUUAAAGCAACUUUGCGAGUUGAGGAGCCAACUUUAGGUCAAGUCAACACUCUCAGCAUCAAUCGACUCUUGAAACGGCUUGAGGGUUCCAUCGCUUGUGGAAACCAUGCCGAGGCUGCUCGGCUGGCCCACGAGUUGGCUGAGCUCAGGGUGUCCUGCUCUGUCACACGCAAUCCUAAAACCAAAAUCGAUGAUGAGGUUACCAUGCUAACAUCCUCCCUCCUCCCUGCCACCUCACUCGUGCCAUCUGAGUCUGAACAUAUCUUACCCGAUACUAAUCCAAACAUUGAUUUAAACGGAACUCGAACUCCUACCAGUAAUAUGUCAGAAUGCUUUUAUGAUGCUUCAGAAAUGUUAGACCAUGAGGAUAUAAAUAUAAAUGAACCUGAGGCUCAGUUAGACUUAGAUGAUAUAGAUAUUAUUGAACACAAUGUUGAUAAGGUGCAGUUGCCUGACACAGAUAUUUCAAAUGAUUUAUCAUCAAAUGCAACAGAAACUCCAAGUAUUGGAUAUCUCUCUCCAACACCUCUGCAGACAUCAGCUUCUGCAGACUCUAUUAAUGAUACUCAAAUAGGAUCUGCCACUGGGGAAAUUCAAACUACUGGUGAUGUUCAAGAAGAAAUCAUCACCAGACGGGACACUCGAGUUGAUCCAGCAAGACGUGAAGUUAAAUCUGACACCAUAAGUAAAUUACCUGAUGGACCGCCAGUUUAUAUGAAAGAUCUUAGUGAGGCUCUACUGCCUUUCAAUGUGAAGAUGUAUGUGGAGGACAAGAACAGUCACCAAGGUCCCAUCACAUUUACUGUGAUGGCUUCCAUGACUGUGGGAGAACUGAGAAAGAAGGUGUGUCAAGACUUUGGAUUCCCACCAGAGGUUCAGCGAUGGAUCCUGGGAAGACGCUUGGCAGACGACGACAACCACACCUUGGAGCACCACAAGGUUACCACAGAAGGUUGUCCCAUUUUUCUCUACUUAGUGGCACCAGAUUCACAGCCCAAGGUGCAAGCACAGAAGCCCUCCAUUAGAGCUGCUGCAGUAAAUGGUGUUGAUGCUCCUGGAAGUCAUUAUUCACAGGCAAAAACUGAGAGUGGACUUGCAAGGUACUUACAGGUGUCUGAUGAAGAAGGUAAUAUUGAAUAUAAAUUUUAUAACCCAGAAACAAAAAUAUAUGAAAUUAGUGUUGACAUGGAUGAUAGUGAUUAUAGUGAAGAAGAUGAUGAUGAUGAUGAUGAUGAUGAUGUUAAUAGUGAUGAUGAAGACACACUCGAAGAAGAGGAUGAAAAUAUGUAUCAAAAUGUUAAUAUUAAUAAACGAGAUAAAGAAGAGAAUCCUCAACUUGCAUAUAGUGCAGUAGCAACUAAAAAAACUGAUUUACAGGAAAGUGAAACAAAGGCACAUCAAUCGACCUCACCUCAAUUGCAAGAUGGUAAAUAUUCAUUACCACAGCCUCUGAGUGUAUCCCAUGUUGCCAGCACUGCAACUAAUGUUUCUAGUCAAACCAAUGAUAUAAAUAUACAUUCUAAAGCAAUGUCUACUAGUCAAACAAAUAAUAAUUCUGCCACUGAAAGUCAGUCUGCUUGUGAUCAAAGUAAUGUACAGAAACACAAUCAAACUCAACCACUGGAGAGACAAGUAUCCAGUUCUACACCAAGCUCGAGACAGCAACAACAAUUACCGCAAAAACAACGGAAACAAUCUCAUGAUAUUACAAUACCUAAUGGUCAACAACAGCAGCAAGUGAAAGCAACAAAUCAAUUCCAACCACAUCAGAAACAACAACAAUCCUCAACUCAUCAUCUUGCCAUCACACCAAAAUCCCAGCAAGAUUCAGUCAGCAUUCAAGAUGAACAACAACAUGCUCAAAAUCCAUCGCUUAACCAGUGCAGCUCAAAACAAUUGCACUUGCCAAAACCUGCUCAAACUCUACUAAACAAAAGUCAGCAGCCACAGUCACGACAGGAUUUACCUCAACAACAAUCUCCUCAUCUUAUAUCCGGUCAACCUCGGACAACUCCUACACAAACAACUUUAUCCAGUCAAACUCAGGGCACACCUAUGCAGACACCCAUUUUAUCCAAUCAUAUACAGGAAACACCUACACAAACACACAAUCAGUCACCACAACCUAAACAUUUAUCAAAAUGGCAACAGCAAAUAAGCACAUCACAACAUAAUGUGAAGCAACCAUUGCAAAAUCAUUCUACCCAGUCAUCAGAGGAGCAUCAAUUAUCCCAAUCAUCUCAACAUAAAUCAUCCCAGUCAUCACAGCAUCAAUCAUCCCACUCAUUGCAACCUCAGUCACCCCAAACACUGCAUCAUUCUUCCCAAUCACAGCAUGAGGUAGGACAACUAAAACACCAGACUCGGUCAUCACCGCCCCAGCAACAAAGACAAACAAAAAAUAAAGAUCCUUCCAGUCCUCAGUUAAGAAAUAAGGAGACAGGCAAACCACAAUCACCAGAGCAGCAGGUGGAUGUGACGACAGAGCUUCCAUCACCCACCAAGGUCCACGGUUGGGUGUGUCCGAGAUGUACCUUAGUCAAUGUUUGGACCCGGCCCGGUUGUGAAGCGUGUGCCACCGAACGCCCGGGCACUAUGCACGCACAAGCCACAGGGACCUCGGACAAGGGGUCUGGGCUAGGUGCUGUGGUAUCUGCACUGGAACGCCAGGGUUAUGUACCCAACCCAGACCAAUUUGAGUGUCGUGUCUGCUUUCUGGACGUGGGAGUAAGUGAAGGCGUUGUACUGCGAGACUGUCUCCAUACCUUCUGCAGGGAUUGCUUGGCGAGUGCUGUCAAAUACUCUGACACAGCUGACGUGAAGUGUCCCUAUCGAGACAACCAGUACUCCUGUGAUUCUUCUCUGCAGGACAGAGAAAUCAAAGCUCUGGUGACACCGCAGGAGUAUGACAAACAUUUGACCAAGUCUGUCAAGCAAGCAGAAGGAACCAUGCAGAAUGUGUUUCACUGUAAGACGCCCGACUGCCCAGGAUUCUGUCAAUUUGAGGAUAACGUCAACUCAUUCCACUGUGAUGUUUGCGAGAAAGUUAAUUGCCUCACUUGUCAGGCUCAGCAUGAAGGCACCACAUGCCAGGAGUAUCAGGAUGACCUCGCUCAGAAAGUGGAUGAAGCAGCCAUGAAGACCAAAAAAUUCUUUGAUGAUAUGAUUCGUCGUGGAGAUGGGCUACCCUGUCCAAAGUGCUCGGUGAUGCUAAUGCGAAAAUGGGGCUGUGACUGGAUGCGUUGUCCCAUGUGUCGAACAGAAAUCUGCUGGGUUACCAGGGGACCUCGGUGGGGUCCUGGGGGACCAGGAGAUGUGUCUGGUGGAUGUAAAUGUGGAAUAAGAGGUCAAAAGUGUCAUCCAAAGUGUACCUACUGCCAUUAAUACUGCUGCUGAACUAGCUGUAACUGGUUUGUAUAGGAGUAUCCUCACUCUAGGUCUGAUAAUUCCACUUCUUGGUGGACAAUUCAUCCUUUAGCUUUUGUUUAUUGAAAAUGAGUAUAUACUGGUCUGUACUCUGAACCCCUGAAACAUGUGGUCAGGCAGUUGGAGGGGUGAUGUUCUGAUAUGGUGUGUGCUGAACUUUUCACUUGCCAUGUCAAUGCCCAUGAGCAAGCUCACCGUUCUUGUAUGGAGAGUGCCAUAAACUUUGGGAAAUGGUGUAAAAGAUAUCAACUUUUUCACCCACCAGCGGCUCAUGCAGUCAUUUAAGAAGUGAGAAAUUUCUGAGGCUGUUUUGUUAUAUUUUUUUUAGUGGGUGAGUGUCAUGACCGACUUUUAAUUGUUAUAUGACCAAAGAUUAAACCGUGUUUAGCCUUGCUCAACUAAUUCCUCAAAAUAAAGCUAUUUGUGGUCAAUUAAAAAUAAUAUGCUAUGCAAUACAACUUUUAAUGUAACCCUUAACCUGGUCAAGGUCACGAAAAUUUGAGAAUUUCCCACAUAUAGUACAGUGUUUACACAGGGCUUUCACUAAAUUCUGAGGUAGAGGGCUCAAAGGAGAUUUGAAGAGGCUGGGGAUCAAAGGGUCCAUGGUUUAAGUAUUGUAAGGUAAAGUGUUAAAAAAUGGGGCAAGUACUGUACAAGGUAAUAAUUUUCUGUUGUCACAUUAAGAGUUUGUUCCAGGAGCAAUUCGAUCUGACAUAUAGAUGUUAGGUGAACAAGUUAACUUGGUUAGCAGUUGGUUCUUAAUAAAACUGUGUACAACAUAAUUACUGUCAUAUCUGGUGACAGUGAGGUUCAUCUGUUGCUUCAAAUUAUUGUACACCAUAUGACUAACACUAUACUCUGUUGUAACUUGUACUUUACUUACAAAUAAUAUGUGAUUCUAGUCUUACUGACAAUGUCUAGUCUCUGGGUGGGGAAACUGGGCAGCAUGUUAUUUAUAAGAAAUAAUGAUACUACUGCCAUGUUAGUUAUGAAGCCCAAAGGAGAUUUAAAGAGGCUUUGGGAUCAAGUGGAUGAUGACAUACUUAGAACAGUGAAUCUAGGUGAUUAAUACACAUUGGUUUUAAGAUUAACUAAUGUAUGGAUACGUAUUAGUUUUUCUAUUAUCAGAUACAGGAACCCUGUGUUUAGGAGCAGCUGAAUGUGUCCAGAAGUCACAUGAAUUUGGCUAGCAGCUGGUUCAUUUUGAAGACUAUCUUAGUACACUACUUACACUUUUAUAUCAUAGUAGAUUUUAAUAUUUGAAUGGAUCAGAAACAGAGUCUACUAUCUGACAUUAAUAUGGGAAUGUGAGGUAGGGGAGUAAAAGGCCUGGUAUACAGAGAUAUAUUUCUUGCCAUAGUCAACAGUCUUCAAGUUUUGCUAGUGGCUGAUAAGUGGCACCUAUACAAAUGCCAAUUUGUUUUUAGAUUCUGGCUUUGACCCUUCAUGAUUACAAGGUGGAUAAUUUGACAAAAUUGUCCCUGAUUGUGGCCCAGAACAGCAAAAUUAUGCUUAAAUUUUCUAUAUAAAAUCAUAAAAAUUAACAAAUAGUAAGAAUUUUGCUGACUGCUGCCACAUUAUGAAAUAUUUGGUAAAGGUGCAUUUGAAGAUUCUUCAAAUGAUUCCUGACUGAAAAAGAAUUUAUAUUUAUUAAAAAAUAUUUGUUGGUACAGUACUAUGUAAAUUCUUUCUUAAUACUGGUCCUAGGUCAAAUGGACUCCAGUCUUAGCAACCCCUGACCUAAUCAUUUGGAUUGGGGCCCAAGGCUCAAAUCCUAAUUUAAUUAUUAGUUUAGGUCAGGUUCAACUGAGGCCUAGUCCUAAUAUUAGGACUAGGCCUCAUUUGGCCAGUUACCUCUGUACUUCAGACUAUAUCAGUUUAUGAAAGAGUUGUGAAAACACAAUCACACUUACACGACAUAUCAGGAAAUAAACUCGCAAAUGGAGAGUUUGGAGACUAAAGUCAUAUUGAGGAUUUUUUCUCCAACUUGAAUAAAAAUUUAAUCAAAUUAUUGCAUCUCCACAUGUGGGUUCUAUUUAAAAAAUAAAUCAGGUGGAUAUCAUGUAAAGUAAGAUAAAGUAGUAUUGUAUCAGUGCUCGAGAAUCUUUUUAUAUCUAUAAAUACUUUUAUAUAUGGGGAAAGUUUCAGUAAUCUAUAGAUACCAUUUUCUACAUUUUUACUUUUGCACAUGGUGCUUAUAUUGCAUCUAUUAUAUCAUUAAUAAUUUGAGUGUACUGUAUUGAAAUAAGUAAAAUAUCUAUACGCUAGUGUGUUGACUCUAGGAACUAGUUAAUCCGAUGUAUCAAAGGGCAAAAUAGGUUAAAGAAUAAAUAGUAAAUUGUGCUGUGCCAUGAUGAACAUUUUGUAGAUGCUGUUAUGGGAUUUUACUUAAGCUUCACUAGGGGAGUACAGUACAAUACUCUGUUGUAAAAAAGUAAUACAGUAAUACCGGGUAUUUCAUCCCUUGUAUCCUCAAACAAUAUCUGUAAGUUUAAUUAAUAACUUUAUUCAGAAAUGGAUCCAGUACUCCAUUCCACUGUUCCCAUAAUAUUAGGUGGGACACGGUUCUGUAACGUAGUUCAGUCCAUUAAAUCUGCAUACUGAAAUAUGAAAUUCUGGAUUAACUGGGUUCUAGAUGAAGUAUUGAUGUACUCUCACACAUAAACUAAUUUGACAAAAGUUUGACAGUUAUAGUUUAGUGAUGACAAUUUGUAAUGUGUUAACCGAGUUCUGUGCCAUGGAAAUAAAUGUAUCAAUUGUCUCUGUCAUGGAGAUGUGUACACAUUAUUGAUUUUCUUUGCUCUGGAAUUGUGUACUGUACUGUACUGUAUAUCAAUUUCCUUUUUCAUAAAAAUUUGGAUAUUAGUAUUCUAUGCCACAGAAAGCUUUUUCUUUAAUUUAUUGUCACGAUAACACUGUCCAAUUUGCGUCUAUGAACAUAACCUGUGAUAACAAUGACUCAGUAGCCUAGUGGCCCUGUUAAUUUAAUUUGUACAUAAGUUGAUGUUGCAUCAAUAAAGUUGUGUAUAAGAGGUAAUGAGCCAAAAAAAUAAGUUACUGCCAAGAAUUUUCUUCUCAUAUUUGUAAUGUAAAUAGUUUUUGUUUUUUAAAUUUUUUGGUAGAAUUGGACAAUACAGUACACUUCUUUUUCCAAGGUUUGAUAUUAUCUGUGGGCAAUAGUGCUGGUGGUUUUCUUUCAGCUACUGUGACUAAUAUUGAAGGAUAAUUUUCUAAGUAUCGAUUUAAUUUAUUUCCUCAGAGGCAUUUCAAUAUGAGUGGUAUAAAAAAUCCACUGCAUUUUGUGAUUACUUUUCACCCAAUAAUUCAACAAUACUGUAAUGUGUUUUAUCUAAUGUCCCAAACUCCUAAAUCUGUUCCACUUGGUGUUUGGGACUUUCUGUAUUGUGGUAUCAGGGCCCACUCUACACUGUUACAUCUAUUAGCUUAAUUGCCGUUUCAUUUGCCACUUUUCCGUUUUGUCAAUCAAUUAUUUUGCUUGAGGGUUCCAUGGGUCAGAUGGCAGCACUCUUGACUUCCAACCCAUGAGACUUGGGGUUCAGUCUUCUGUCAAGCAGGAUUGGUGAGGUGUUACUCUGAGUGGUUUGUGCCACAUAGGCCACCAGCAAUGUCAAUGCAUUGAGCUACUCAAACUCUGCCAACCCCAACAUUAUGGUGUUAGGAUUUUAGCUUUAUUUAUCAUAGGUAAAAUUUAUUUUAUAUUCAUUUACUGUAUUUUUAUUUCUAGUACCUUUGAUUUCACCCUUUCAAGCCUCUUUUCACUAUUUUGUAGGAUGGCUGGAAGCAAGAGCAAAACACACAAACACACACUCUCAUUCACUGCCAUUUGUUGGAAUAGAUGUGUUAUGCUAUGCAAAUUUUAUCUUAUGUAUUUCAAAAUCACAGACAGGUUAGCAAGUUUGUGUAUAUAUUACACUUGUUUGCCAGUCCAGUUUAUUUGUUUUACUGAUUUUUAUUAAUUUAUUUAAUUAUUUAUUCGCUUGUGGUGUACAGGGGAAUGGGUAGAGCGGGCUCUCUAUAUCAGUCUCAAGGUCUUGAUACUGAUUUAUAUGUUGCUAAGUACAGGUAUAUAUCAGUACCAAAAUAUUUGUGCCUCAUCAUGUACUGUUUUGUGAUCUCCCUUGAAUAUUUUAGGUCAUAGGUAAAUGUGGUUAUUUAUGUGCAAUACACAAAGUCAGGAUUUUACAAAUGUAUGUAUAUUUUAUCAUAUGUACAGUGAGCCAUUGUAAUUGAAUAUUUGACUUCUGUAUGGUGAUGAUGAUGCUCUUGUGGUGCUGAAUAAAAUAUUUACAAGAA
This is a messenger RNA of Homarus americanus (American lobster), 13325 nucleotides long. RefSeq lists its product as uncharacterized. Gene Ontology annotation, cellular component: LUBAC complex. NCBI's taxonomy places the organism in Eukaryota, Metazoa, Arthropoda, Malacostraca, Decapoda, Nephropidae. Gene Ontology annotation, biological process: proteasome-mediated ubiquitin-dependent protein catabolic process; protein linear polyubiquitination. The coding region runs from base 57 to 8969 and encodes 2970 amino acids. The record is from RefSeq and is a predicted model, not a curated record. Gene Ontology annotation, molecular function: ubiquitin binding; ubiquitin-protein transferase activity. The transcript is spliced from 15 exons.